Messenger RNA from Caenorhabditis bovis, 459 nucleotides. The record is from the annotation of a GenBank genome assembly. NCBI's taxonomy places the organism in Eukaryota, Metazoa, Nematoda, Chromadorea, Rhabditida, Rhabditidae.
AUGAAGUUCUUCACAUCUCUUCUUGGAACGGAUAGAGACCGAAUGACGAGAAAAAGACGCAGCUUGGAAGUGAGCCUUCAUCGAAUUGAAGAGAAAGAAUUCUUACUGGAAAUGGAAUUGGAGGAAACGAGAAGAGCAAAAGUAAAAAUUGCUGAAGAAUUGCGUUCCAUAGUACCCGUGCGUCUCGUUUCAACAAUAUCCGUUUCCUCGGCAGAUUAUUCAUUUGGUACCAAUAGCACUAGCGAAGAGCGCUAUGGAUCCUAUCCAGUAGGCUCAAGUACCCCUAAGAAGGAGAAGCCUGGAAGAUCGCAGGAAGAGCCGUCGAAUCAGCAGAAACCUUCUGAAAAGUAUGAGACAAAAAUCGAAACGAUUCGCAAAGAAGAGGAGGAGCGCGUUAAAUGGCUCAAGAAGCAGCAAGAAAGAGAGAAACGACUCGUCAAACCGCUUGAGAAAUAUUAA